AUGGAGAUGUUUAGAAAAGUGGAAUUGAGCAUACCUUUGUUAGAUGCUAUCAAACAAUUUCCGAAGUAUGCCAAAUUCUUGAAGGAACUUUGCACGAAUAAAAAGAGAUUGCGAGCAGAUGAGUGCAUUAUUGCUGGAGAGAGCGUAUCUGCUGUUAUACAAUAUAAACUCCCUUCUAAAUGUGGCGAUCUUGGUAUGUUCUCAGUUCCCUGUAAGAUAGUGAAGGUUAAUGAAUUUAUUGUUCCAAUGGAUUUUUAUGUGCUUGACAUGCGUGAUGAUAACUCUCCAAAUCCUUCACAGAUAUUGCUUGGUAGACCAUUUAUGUGCAUUGUACAAACUAAAAUAGAUGUCAAGCAGGGUAUACUUUCUAUGGAGUUUGAUGGUGAAAAAGUACAAUUUAAUAUUUCCGAUGCUAUGAAAUACCCUGGAGAAUCUAACGUUUUGUAUAGCUUGGAUGUCUUUUAUGAGAACGUGCAGGAAAUUCUUGAUUUAAGUGGAAAAGACCCUUUGAAGAUUGUUCUGGCAUACCAUCUUGAUGCGCAAUUCAGUGCAGAAAAAUUGAUGAAUUCACAGCUAAGAGAAGCAAUGCACGCACUGCAAUCUUCGGAAUUCAAGACGACCAGUUUAGAACAAGCAACGUUACCUGCUCCAGAUCUAAACAUGAAGCCACUCCCUGAUAAGCUGAAAUAUGUUUUCCUAGGAGAGAAACAAACAUUGCCUGUUAUCAUAUCAGCUUCCCUUUCUCAAAUCCAAGAGGAGUGA
Molecule: messenger RNA, 762 nt
Organism: Andrographis paniculata
Lineage: Eukaryota; Viridiplantae; Streptophyta; Magnoliopsida; Lamiales; Acanthaceae
Exons: 3
Coding region: 1-762 (253 amino acids)
Source: RefSeq, a predicted model, not a curated record